Momordica charantia (bitter melon) is the source of this 1076-nucleotide messenger RNA. NCBI's taxonomy places the organism in Eukaryota, Viridiplantae, Streptophyta, Magnoliopsida, Cucurbitales, Cucurbitaceae. The record is from RefSeq and is a predicted model, not a curated record.
AUGGCUGAGAACCCUAAAAUUGAUAAGAAAUGGGAGAACAUCAACAAGUACUUCAAGAAGGUCAAGGACAGCAACAAAAAACGCCGCCACGACUCCAAAACCUGCCCCUAUUUCGACGAACUCGACGCCCUCUACCGGAGCAAGAUUAUUACUAUUCCCGACGCUCCCGCCAUCGCUACCGCUACUGCCAGUACAACCCCAUCUUCACCCAUUCUUCCAAUUCCACAAUCUCAACCACACAACACUGCCACUGCUGAUUUGUCCGCCAGCCUCUUUGGAGAACCAACGGAAGAACCCGCGCCCACGAAGCCAGAAGACAUUGUGAAUGAGUUGAUGGAGCUGCAAGAGCUUUAUGAUGAUGAGCAUCAUCACCCUCAACGCCCACACUUUGUACCACAACCCGGUAGCAACGGAGACGAAGAAGACGAUGAUGACGACUAUUGCAGCGGCGGCGACGACGUGCCGGAGGGAAAGAGGAAUAGUAUGGAUUAUAAGAUAGAGUUUCAGAGACGAAAUGUGGGGAACUCCAAUGGCGUUGGGAGUGAGUUUCCAUCAAUGGCGGUGGUUCAAUAGUACUGUGAGCUCACAAAAUUAAUUAAAAUGCUUUGAUAUUUAUUAUUAUAUCCAAAUCCCUCAUGAUCUCCAUAAACAACACAAAAACCACAUCAUCUGUUUCAUUAUUUACACCAAAACAAUUCCUAACCCAUUUUCUUUUACAAUCCCAUUUUUUUUCCCCAGAAAAUUUCAUUGCCGAGAUACAGUCUUUUCUAAUUUCUCAUACUCUUCCCUUUUUCUGCCUUCUUUGUGUCUAGCUACCAGCAUAUAGAUCAAGAUCGUAUGCUUUUGACUACUGUUGAAAUUUUCUUUAUUUAUCAUAUUCUUCUCAAUUCUUGUAUUAAAUUUGAGAGGGGAAAAAAUAAACGAACUCUUUCAGUUUGGAGUCAAAAUUCAGUAGGAGAUGGAGAAGAAGAAGAAAGAAAAAAAAAAAAAAUUUCUUUCAUGUCAUUGUCAUAUUCUUCAUCAAGAUUUGUAUUAUUUCAUUCUUUUGCUGAAUAACUUUGUGAUAUUAUUAAUUA